UUUUCCCCCUGCCUUCAGCGCCUUUUGCAAGGUAUUUUCCAUUGCCUCUCUUACAGUCUCACCACUCGUAUCGCCCAUUCUCUUCCCGCCAAGAUGCCGAAAAAGAACAAAAGGUCGAACAAAUCCCAGCCAAAAGAGGUGCAACAACGCGCCGAGCCCUCGACUCCAUCUCCCAAGGAGCCUGCCUCCGCUGGUCCAUCCAUGCCCAAGAAGCGCCUCCCUGUUGCACAAUCCCCAACGCCGCACAGCACCGGUAACAUCCGGGAGUAUGAUGAUGAAGGAGCCAAAUUACUCGCGCUUCCGAAAAUCCGAAGCAAGUUGCCCAAGGAAGUAUCACAGCGAGUUCAGGAAGCAGUCGAGGGCCUACGUGGUGGGAAGCGCAACAUCUCGCAGCUCUCCAAUUUGACCAUUGAUGCCCCCCCUCCGGCAAAGCAGCAGAUGGUAGAAAGGGAUCGAGAUGCAGCAGAAUCAAUCAUAGAGGCCACUCUUCAAGACAAGGAGAAAGAGCUGGCCGCAGCCGAACAGGUCGUCGGCAUUCUCAACGGAGAAUGGCAUGCUGGGAACCUCGACAUCACCCAAGAAACGUUCACGUCUGAAAUUGAAAAAUUGGAGCGCCGAAUCACAUCCCUCAUAGGAGAUACCGUUGUUAUCCGGACCUCACGCCACGAGCUUAGCGGCAGGAUGCUGGAUGAUAUGAUUUGGCGGCAAGACCGUGAGAAUGCAGACUGGGCCUACCUUGAUCUGUUAAUCAGCCGCUACAAGACACCUGAAGGGGCAAGACUGUCUCUCUUUGCACCUCGAGAUGCAGACGCUCAACAAAGGUUUCGCGCAAAAGUGCUUAAAGCAUAUGGCGCUGCAGAUGGGCAUGCCGCUUGGUGUGCCAUUUCAGGCCAAUGGCAUGAUGCAAGCCUUAUCAAAGCAGCUCACAUUGUUAGAUACAAUGUGGGCGAACCUUCUGCCCAACACCUGUUUGGCCCCUCAAACGAUAAGGAUGGCCACCUGAUGGGAGCAAAAAAUGGCAUACCAAUACACCAGGUGUAUGAACAGGCGCUGGACGAGGCCCGUCUGGUCAUUGUACCUGAUGGAGACCAGGAGAACGGCCAAGCAUCUACCAGCGGUUGGAAGGUCUAUUGGCUCUAUGAAGCUGAUGCCAAGAAAAGGUCCCUGGCGCUGCCAUCAGGCUCUGAACUCCACGGACGCUCGCUGCAGUUCCAGAACGACUUUCGCCCGGCCGCACGAUACUUGUACUUUGCGUUUUGUAUGAGCAUCCUGAGGCGACAACGCCACGACGUUCCCGGUUGGUGGCGGGACUACCUCAUCGAUGGCGUAGGAAAGGUUUGGGCAACACCGGGCAGUUACUUGCGCAAUUCGACUCUUCGCAAAAUUGCGCACCAAGUCGGCCAUCUGACUGAGGAGGAGGCGUCGAUAUUUGCAGCCGAAGGGGGCAGUGGUCGCACAACUGAUCCUGCUGAUGAAGAUGAAGACGAAGUCAUGGAUUCUACACAUUCCAGUGUAAUAAGCUCCGCUUGUGCCUCGCAGGCUUCGCCAACACCUUCCACUUAGAGAGGCAAGCGAAUUCAGAGACGUGACGAGGCUGAGAGUGAUGAUGAAGAGGAAUAAAACGAGGGGACUACGUGGGCGAAAGCCUAGUUUACCCACUCUCAGGUUAGGGAUGAGAUGAAUGAUACCGAAACUAAUUUGCUUGUGUGACUUGAAGUGCUUUGAUCGCCCAAAUAAUAGGUUGAGAAAGAAUAGAUGGCUAAUUGAAAAG
Trichoderma asperellum CBS 433.97 is the source of this 1771-nucleotide messenger RNA. NCBI's taxonomy places the organism in Eukaryota, Fungi, Ascomycota, Sordariomycetes, Hypocreales, Hypocreaceae. The record is from RefSeq and is a predicted model, not a curated record.